AUGGUGCCGUUUCUGAACAAUAUAUACAGCAAGUGUAGGGAGCAUAUCGAACGCAAGCUGACCAUUUCGAGCAAGAGGAAGAUCUACAUAAUUAACAACAGCUUGUUUCUGUCCUUCAUCCUGUUCUACAUUUCCUACUUUUUCUUCAUCAAUGGGAUAAUUAACCCGGCCGUUAAAAUCGUCUUUCACGGGAACAUCAUCGCGGACAGCACGCAGGUGUACGAGAAUUCCAUCCUCGAGUCAAUAUGGCUGCUCUUCACGAGCAAGAGUUACUUCAACAUGGGCAUGCUGCUGUUCUUCUCGAUCAUCAUCCCCGUUUUGAAGUUUAUAAUGGUGAGCGAUAAUUUUUACUGCUUCUUCAAGUUGUAUAAUUUGAAUCUUCAGCAUGAGGAGGAAGAAAAGGAAGAGGAGGAGGACGACAUUUUUUUUAUCAACACAGUGAACGAAAAUGAGCAAUUUAUUUUGAAGAAGUUCAGCAUUUUGAGUUCCAUUUCGAGGUUCCAAUUUGUGGACGUCUUGAUUUCGCUCUUCAUCGUUUCGUCUUUAAAUCUGUACCUAUUGGAGGCGAAGAUUUUAAGUGGCGCAUACCACUUUUUGAACUACUGUUUGUUGUCCACCAUUUCGUCUUUCUUCCUGCUCACGCUGACGUCACUUAAAAUUAGUAUAUUCAAAAGGGGAAACAUAAAAAUAUAUGCCUUACCAACGGAGAGGCGUUUAAGUGGAAGGAAUAGUCUCCAGAAGGAUACACGAGACAACAGGGUGUUGGACGGUGUCAAGGGGGAAGGAGUCAUAUCCCAUGGGCAGUUGAAGAACGGGAGGAAUGACGCACCCGUUGGUGAAGUGAAAAAAACUCAUUUGGCACAUACGGAAGGGGAAAACCCUGAUGAAGAAGAGGAGAAUGAUAGUAAUAAUGGGGUAGACACUCCAGAGCAACGUGAUUCCCUUUUGAGGAAGGGAGCAGAAUUAAUGGGUCUUACAAAGAACAGCCGAAAAGGUGGGAAAAAAAAGGUUUCCCAUGAAGAUCACCUACCAGGAGGGGCAGGAAUAAUUACCCAUCGGGGGGUAUAUCAUCCUGGAAUAUAUCAUCGUGAUAAUAUCAUUCCCGGGGUGCACCAGAGGGGGGCACAUUCACGUGAAAUUCACUAUACUGGUGCGAUGAAGAGAGGGAGUGAUAGUUGGAAAGGAGAAGCAGAGCCCAUGACAUAUGAUCAUGAGGAUAUUAAUAGUAGCAUAAACGAAAGGGGAAUAUUGAGUAAAAAGAAGGUAAAUCUAGAACCAACACAAUUACAACCACACGAAAGGUAUGAGAAGCAACUCCUCUGUUAUAACAAGCUCCAAACAUUGAACAAUAUAAACUACCUAUACAAGGUCAUGAAAAAUAAUGACGCGUACAUUUAUUUGAAGAAAAAAAAGUUUAACUCUUUAUUGAAGAUGAAUUUUCAACAUUGUAGAUUGAAUAAGAUCAAGAUAUGGUAUGCCUGUUUUCUGUUCCUGUUCCUCUGUCUGUGCGUAUAUUUAAUUACGGCGGUGGAGUGCACCAUGGUGGGCAUAUACAUCUACCUCAGUUACUUCAACUUCAACGUGGAGGGGAUAUUAAUCGAUUUUAUUGACAUGCUAAAUAUUUUAAAGUUGAAGAUAAACAGAAGUUACAUUUAUCCCUUCUUUGUGAUGUUGCCAUUUAUCUUCCCUGUCAUUAUUGGGGUGUCCUUCUUUUUGAGUGUGUUAUUCAUGAACCUAUAUUAUGUGAAUUUUUCUCGUGGGUAUAAGAAGAUGUGUGCGAUGAAUGACGAGCUGGUAUUCAAUCCCGAAGUGGAAGACAAUCAAAAGAUGAUGGUGUCAGAACGGUAUAACUAUUUAUAUAUAAAGAAGGAGAUUGAAAAGAAUGAUCGUCUGUCAAACACUUCCGACGAUCUGACGUCUCCAAAUAACAGUACCAUUUCGAGUAGCAAAAGUGAAGACAUAAAUACCAGUUUUAUUUUCAGUAGAAUGUUAAACUUUUAUUUUUCCCUCUCCGUUUUUUUUACGUCCAUUUGUUCCUUCUGUAUGCAUAUAUCAUUGGGGGAGAUUAUUUCCAUUUCUUUGCUGACGUUCUAUCAGAUAGUGAAGCACACGAAUAAUUUAAAUAUAAUAGUUUUAUAUAAAAGUAGUACAGUAAAGUUUUGCAAGUUUUUUCUCUUCGUUGUGUAUGGCCUGUUGUGUCUGUCGAUCAACCUGUAUGUCAGUCAGUGGGAGUUGUAUGUGAAGAAGCUGAAGAAGACGAAGAAGAGGAUCGCUCUUUUUCAGAAUAACCGUUAUAGCGAAAUAGUGGAUUUGAACAUCCAGAAGCAUGAGCACUGGCACGUGCCCAUUUAUUCUUACUUCUUCCAGUUUCUGCUAAAGAAGGAACACUUUUUCACCCCCUCGAUGAAACACAAUCAGAUUACCAAAGAACAUACUGACACGGUGCAAACCAUGAUGAUGUAUCGUGUGUAUGAAAAUGACACCAGUUUGGGUUAUCAGAACACACGUGUUGAUAACGACGAGAUGAUUGAAUUCAAUUUAAUUUCAGAGAGGGGUUCCCAACUCAGUGCCGAUGAUGGACAAGCACAUCCUGCACCGACAAGCGCACCAACCAUCGCACCGACAAUCGCACCUACAAUCCCACCUACAACGGAAGUAACAACAGAUGUAACAAGGGAAGUUCGAACGGAAGUACCUGAAGAAGUUCCUGCAGGGGUGAGAAGCCCUGACCAAGAUGAAUGCUUUGUGAACAGCGGCACAACACGCACCCCACGAAGUGCACCCAGUGAUGGUUUGGGGGGUGGUGAAAAAGGACACUCUUCAGCAGAAGCGGAAGAGCAGGAAGAAGGUGACUCCCCCGGGGUAGGGGCCAUUGCGGUGGCAUCUGAAAGUUCAGACGUUGCAGACAAAGGAGAAAACGUCAACCAGGGGGGAGUAACUACCUCUGGAGAGGAAAACCAAGUGGAAGAAGCCGAAUCGGGAGAAGUCUCCAAAAAAGGAACAACAUUUAAGAAUGACCCGAAGGGGUACUUGAAAAAUAUGAUGCCCAUAAAAUCGAUUUUACUAUUCCACCUGGAGAAGAGGAAAAAGAAAAAGAGUAAAGGAAGUGGUGAUGGAGGAGGAAAAGGUUUUGGCGGUCUGAUUGAAAGGCUUCUGAGGAAAGUACUAGGAGUGGGAAGUUCAGAAAAAUUCUCACGAAUGUUUAUCCUCCUGCAUGGAUUUCUUUUUCUGUUAAUUUUUAUAACCACGUUUAUGGUGUUCUUUAAGAAGGAGGCUGUAUUCCGCUUCAACAUGAAUGCAGUGAAUAAGAGGCUCAAUACCUUUUUUAAGUCAGCCCAUUUUCAUUCGCUCAUUCCGAACAGUAUUGGGAAGUGCAAAACGAAGAAGUACUUGGCAAAGGAACCCUGUUACAAUAUCGGCCAUAUCUAUCACGAGGAGAAAACUUUCUACCAUGCGACGUUGCUCUUUUUGCAAGGAAUUAGUUCUAUUAAAAUAGCUAAUCUCCAUUUUUACUACGAAAAAGGAAAGUACAACUUAAUCCUGGAUGGUUAUUUCAAGCAUAUAAUUGGUCCACUUUUUUUAAAGCUAUGCAUAGGAACGAACUUCUGUCCGAUCAGUACCUAUGCCUUCCUCAUUGGAAGUAAACCUACCUUCUCGAUCACCAUGUCUGCUCACUGUAAUGAUAGGACGCCUCCCAACUAUAUAUCCGACAUUGUAGUGAAAGAUUUGAAAAUAACAAAAAUUGAAGUAAUCAAACAUAACGAUAUAAUUGAAAACGUGGAUAUACAGCUGGACGAUGUGCAGGAGCGUGUGCAGGAGAAGGUAAACAGCAUGCUCGCUGAGCGUAAGCGCUUCAUCCUUUGGAAGAGGCAUAAGUACAACUUGGAGGGAUUUAUAAACUACCUGAUUUCGAAGAACGCCUUGGCCGGAUUUUCCUGCAAGCCAAUGAAUUAUCAAGAUUUGUGA
Molecule: messenger RNA, 3966 nt
Organism: Plasmodium coatneyi
Lineage: Eukaryota; Apicomplexa; Aconoidasida; Haemosporida; Plasmodiidae
Exons: 2
Coding region: 1-3966 (1321 amino acids)
Source: RefSeq, a predicted model, not a curated record